Messenger RNA from Xenia sp. Carnegie-2017, 1848 nucleotides. RefSeq names its product phosphatidylinositol 4-kinase type 2-alpha-like. Gene Ontology annotation, molecular function: 1-phosphatidylinositol 4-kinase activity. Gene Ontology annotation, cellular component: plasma membrane; trans-Golgi network; lysosomal membrane. NCBI's taxonomy places the organism in Eukaryota, Metazoa, Cnidaria, Anthozoa, Malacalcyonacea, Xeniidae. Bases 166 to 1629 code for a protein of 487 amino acids. Gene Ontology annotation, biological process: Golgi organization; phosphatidylinositol phosphate biosynthetic process; endosome organization. The record is from RefSeq and is a predicted model, not a curated record. The transcript has 10 exons.
UCUGUCUCCAAUUGCCCAAUCUUAUUGGUUAAUACGGUAAUGAUAAUGUUAGAGAGUUGUUUAUCUUAGAAAAUGACAUAAACAAUCUUUUAAAGUGACUAAAAUUAGAGAAACAACACUUUAUACAUAUAUGCAAUAUUGCGAAAUUCGUUCGCCUUUUGAAAAAUGGAAAGCAGCAAGCCGCCGACUAUUAUUUUAUUUAUUAAAUGGAGACCCAAAGCUCAUCCUCGCUGUUAUAUAUUCAUGGCCCUAGAAGUGAGGAACAAUAAACUGACCAACAUUGUCGAAGGGCAAGUGGAUUCCUCCUUCGAGUCAACUUAUCAAAACGAUCCUUCAAGCUUUAGUACAGCAAUAGUUGGAGGAAGAGACGGAUCUCUCGACAGUGAAUCGGAUAUUGCUUCGGGAGAAAAAAAACCUUUGCUUGGAGAUUCAAGGCGUCCUAUGGAAAAACUAGGCGAGACGGAACAUUCACAAAACAACUAUGAUGAUCCUGACUUUACAGCUGUAGUUCGUUCAGCUGAACAAGCCAUAGACUCUGGUGUUUUUCCGGAAAGAAUUUAUCAAGGAAGUUCUGGCAGCUAUUUUGUACACAAUAAAGAAAGGAAAAAAAUCGCUGUUUUCAAACCAAAAAAUGAAGAACCCUAUGGUCAAUUGAAUCCAAAAUGGACAAAAUGGUUACAUAAGACUUGUUGUCCAUGUUGCUUUGGCCGUAGUUGUUUGAUACCAAACCAAGGUUACAUGUCCGAGGCUGGAGCAAGUCUAGUUGAUCAAAAAUUAGCUUUGAAUAUUGUCCCUAAAACUAAGAUUGUACGAUUGGUCAGUGAAACAUUUAACUACACAAGACUUGAUCGUACUGUAGCAAGCUCAAAGAAACGUGCCGUUCAACAUUUUCCCGAUAUGAUUGGCAGACAUGUGAAACUUGGUUUACCACCUAAGGUUGGUUCUUUUCAGUUGUUUGUUGCUGACUAUAAGGACGCCGAGUAUCAUUUGAGAAAGUUUGAAAAUGAACAUCUUCCUAAAAAAACGUUGGAAAAUUUUCAGUUUCAAUUUGAGAAACUUGUUUGUCUGGAUUACAUCAUUCGAAAUACAGACAGAGGAAAUGACAAUUGGCUCAUUAAAUAUGACAAGACUGCUGUUAUUGCAAAUGAUAAAAUGGAUGUCUUAAGUGAAGAUGUAGAAGACUGGGACUUAGUUGAACCUCCAGAAAUUCACAUAGCCGCAAUUGACAAUGGUCUUGCAUUUCCAUACAAACAUCCAGAUUCUUGGAGAUUAUAUCCUUAUCACUGGGCAUGGCUGCCCUAUGCAAAGAAACCAUUUUCAGAUAAAAUACGGCAACUUGUUUUGGGCAAACUUGAAAACAUGCAAUUUGUUCAAGAAUUGGUGAAUGAUUUACAUAGUUUGUUUAAAGAGGAUCGUGGCUUUGAUAGAUCACUUUUUGAGAAACAAAUGAACGUUAUGCGUGGCCAGAUUCUUAAUCUAACUGAAGCGCUUCGUCAAACAAAAUCACCGUUUGAUCUUGUGCAACUACCGCCCAUCCUUAUUCAAAGGAAGAAAGUUGACAGACGUUCACAUGGCGAGACAUACACACAGAGCUUUCAUGAAAAACGCCCGUUCUUUUCAUGGUGUUAAAAUCGUUAAGACAUGCUUAAAGCGUUGUACCUGCCGUAAGAAAUGUCCUUCCCCUUGCGAGAUGAGAAUAAUGGGGAUGUAUUUUGAAAGGACGUUGAUCGCAAAUCCACAGAAACAUUUGGUUUAUUGAUAUCACUUUUUUGCUUGGAGAUUGUUUGGCUUUGCUAUUUAUUUUCCAACCAGAAAUGGAUGAAAAUGAUUAAAAUCUAUGAUUGAAAA